AUGGCCAAGCUUCACCAGUGGGAUUACCUCUUCGUCAUCGGGUUGUUGUUCGCCUCCCUGGACGCGUACAACAUCGGUGCCAAUGACGUUGCGAACUCCUGGGCUACAUCCGUCGCGUCCAAAUCACUCACGCUCCGACAGGCGUCAUUCCUAGCUGCCAUUUUUGAGUUUCUCGGUGCAGUCUUGGCGGGGUCCCAUGUGACAAGUACCAUUAAGAAUGGCAUUAUAGGUCUCGACGCAUUCAACGACAAUGCUGGCGUACAGCUCUUGACAUUCACAUGUGCCAUCACCGCUUCGGCUUCAUGGUUGAUGAUCGCUACACGGAAAUCUUGGCCCGUCUCCACUACUUACUCGAUCAUCUCUGCUUUGGCUGGUGCUGGGGUAGCGGUCAGUGGGUGGGAUUCUGUUCAAUGGGGAUGGAAUAAUGGCAAAGGUCUCGCUGCCAUCUUUGGUGGAAUGGCAAUCGCUCCUGCACUGGCUGGGGGGUUCGGUGCUGUCGUGUUCGGUAUCACAAAGUACGCGGUCUUGGUACGGAAGAAUUCGAUACAAAAGGCUCUAUAUAUCUCUCCAGUCUACUUCUUCACCAUUGCUGUCGUUCUUACCAUGUCCAUUGUCUACAAAGGAGCACCACAAUUGAACCUGGACGACUUGCCCCAGGUGACAAUCGCCCUUGCCAUCGUCCUGACCGGUCUCGUCAUUGCCCUCCUGUCGAUCCUCUUCUGGCUCCCCUUCGUCCAUGCAAAGGUUGUCAAGAAGGACUAUACCAUUCGAUGGUAUCACUUCUUCUACGGACCGCUGCUGUGGCGUCGAGCCGCACCGGAACUGCCCAGUGGUGGAGGACACGUACCAGAUUACAGAAUUCUGACGUCCGAGAGCUCCGAAACGGUCGUGAGCCCUGUCUAUUCUGGUCUGAGUAUCACUGAACCUGAUCUCGAGAGUAGUCUCGCCAUCUCCCCUCAGGACACUCUCGACACUGUUCGACCCCUGGAUGCGACUCAUGAGGCCCAAGGAGGUCAAACGAAGGAUCUGAAAUCCGUUCCAGACAUCGAGGGACCGUGGAUCUUGCCUAGAAACUUGUGGAUCAUUGUCAGGUAUAGACUCCCCAAAAUCCUGACACACGGUACAUCAAUUGAUAUCCAUGCUCUCCAAACACAUGGACAGGAUGAAGCUCAACAAGCGCGUCUCAGAAAGGUUCACGAGCAAUCUACCCAGUACUCGAACGAGACUGAGCACUUGUACUCAUUCCUGCAAGUCAUGACUGCUUGCACGAACUCCUUCGCCCAUGGUUCCAACGACACUGCCAAUGCCAUCGGUCCUUUCGCUGUCAUCUACUACGUCUGGUCGACCGGCAUGGCCACCGAGAAGAACACCGACACACCCGUGUGGCAAUUUGCCCUGUUGGGCGGGAUCCUUGUCAUCGGUCUCUUGACUUAUGGUUAUAACUGCAUGUCGGUCCUAGGUAACCGCUUGACGCUUCUUUCUCCGGCCAGAGGCAUGUCUGCCGAGCUCGGAUCAAGUAUCACCGUCCUCCUCGCAUCUCAAUAUGGUAUACCUGUAUCCACCACCAUGUGCAUCGUCGGCUCGACUGGUGGUGUAGGAAUAAUGUCAGGAGGACUCAGGGCGGUCAAUUGGAGAGCUUUUGGCUGGAUCUACCUUGGAUGGAUCAUCACCGUUCCCGUCGCUGCAGUACUCAGUGGAUGUCUUCUGGGUAUCAUCCUCAAUGCACCUCAUUGGUAG
Messenger RNA from Kockovaella imperatae, 1737 nucleotides. RefSeq names its product sodium:inorganic phosphate symporter. The coding region runs from base 1 to 1737 and encodes 578 amino acids. Gene Ontology annotation, biological process: phosphate ion transmembrane transport. Gene Ontology annotation, cellular component: membrane. The transcript has 11 exons. NCBI's taxonomy places the organism in Eukaryota, Fungi, Basidiomycota, Tremellomycetes, Tremellales, Cuniculitremaceae. The record is from RefSeq and is a predicted model, not a curated record.